AAUAAUAUCUAAAUUUGUAUUGAAAUAUUAUGCUGUUUCACGUGGUUCUAGCGAAAAUGAAAAAAUAUAUAUCCAGGCCUGCUUAAAAGAAGAAUGAGCAAGGGUGCGAUGAAAACGAUGAAAACGAUGCACGCGGUUCAGUACGAUGCCUAUGGCGGAGGAUUGAAGCAUGUUGAAGUUCCAGUUCCCACUCCAAAGAAAAAUGAGAUUUUACUGAGGUUAGAAGCAACCAGCAUUAACCCAAUUGAUUGGAAGAUGCAGAAGGGUCUUCUUCUGCGCCCUUUAUUGCCUCCAAGCUUUCCUCACAUCCCUUGCGGUGAUGUUGCAGGAGAGGUAGUAGAGGUUGGAGCACAAGUCAAAGAUUUCAAAGUUGGGGACAAAGUCAUAGCUAUAUUACUCUCUCAACUUGGAGGUGGACUAGCUGAGUUUGCGGUGGCCAGAGAGAGCUUCACAGCUGCCAGACCAUCCCAAGUCUCAGCUGCUGAAGCUGCAGGUUUACCUGUCGCUGCUCUUUCAGCCCAUAAUGCCCUCACUCAAAUUGCAGGACUCAAGCUCGAUGGGACUGACCUACCAAAGAACAUUCUAGUCACUGCUGCUUCUGGUGGUGUGGGCUCGUAUGCUGUUCAACUUGCAAAACUAGGGAACACCGCCCACGUGACAGCCACGUGCGGAGCUCGCAACAUUGAAUUGGUUAAGAGCCUAGGUGCCGAUGAAGUUCUUGACUAUGCCACCCCACAAGGGGCAGCAUUGAGUAGUCCUUCCGGUAAGAAAUACGACAUUGUCAUACAUUGUGCGACCGGAAUUCCUUGGUCUACUUUUGAUCCCAAUUUGACUCCAAAUGGGGUUGUGGUUGAUUUAACGCCUGGUGUAAGGACAUUGAUAAGUUUUGCUCUCAAGAAACUUACUUUCUCCAAGAAGAAGUUGGUGCCGUUUAUUGUAAACAUCAAGCGUGAGGGUAUGGAACAUCUAGCUCAAAUGGUGAAGGAUGGAAAACUAAAGACAAUUAUUGACUCUAAGUUUCCCUUGAGCAAAGCUGAAGAUGCUUGGGCUAAGAGCAUUGAGGGACAUGCUACCGGAAAAAUCAUCGUCGAGCCAUAGAGUAGAACGAAGGCAGAAGAAAAAAAAUCAGAUCUGGGCGAAGGGAGAAGAACGAAGCGACGGCGGCACCAGAAUCAGAGAGGGUGAGUGACGAAGCCGCUGGAACAGGGAAAGGGAAGUGAUGGCGGCGCUGCAAGCAAGAAGUGGUGGCAGCCGCGUUUUAGAGAGAACGAAGGUGACAGUGGCACAGUUCAGGGAAAGAGAAGGUCGCGGUGGUGGUUUAAAAUUGGGAAAAAGGAGGUAGCGGCGACGGCGGUGCGCAUUUGGGGGCUCAGAUCUGUAGUGAAACCCACUUCUUCUUUAACCCUAGAUUUGCCAUGAAAUUCACUUCUUUUGCAACUAUCUUUGAUAUUUUCCUCCACAAUUAAGGAAAUGACGGUGCUUUUGAUUUAA
Messenger RNA from Lotus japonicus, 1491 nucleotides. RefSeq names its product chloroplast envelope quinone oxidoreductase homolog. Lineage: Eukaryota; Viridiplantae; Streptophyta; Magnoliopsida; Fabales; Fabaceae. The record is from RefSeq and is a predicted model, not a curated record. Gene Ontology annotation, molecular function: oxidoreductase activity. The transcript is spliced from 5 exons. Bases 94 to 1098 code for a protein of 334 amino acids.